Branchiostoma floridae (Florida lancelet) is the source of this 1025-nucleotide messenger RNA. Its product is annotated as CMP-N-acetylneuraminate-poly-alpha-2,8-sialyltransferase-like. NCBI's taxonomy places the organism in Eukaryota, Metazoa, Chordata, Leptocardii, Amphioxiformes, Branchiostomatidae. The transcript has 3 exons. Gene Ontology annotation, molecular function: alpha-N-acetylneuraminate alpha-2,8-sialyltransferase activity. The record is from RefSeq and is a predicted model, not a curated record. Gene Ontology annotation, biological process: N-glycan processing; oligosaccharide metabolic process. The coding region runs from base 87 to 1025 and encodes 312 amino acids.
AGCACUCCGUUCCGAGACCAGUGCCUCAUUUUCCACCGUCAGUCUUACUAGGCCCAUCAGGUAAAGCUUCCAAGAUUGGUAAGCCAAUGAGAAAGGGUUCACGAAAACUGCAAAGAAGUGGACUAAAAAGGAACCGCAUGUCACCUCAUCAUGGAGCUUCGUCUGGCCUUGUUACUCUUCAAAGAAUCAGGACAGCGGCUGUGUCUAUCGGACCUGCUUACUUCACCACAGUAACAAUGGAUGAGUGGGGAAACAUAUCAGAACAGACUGUGCAUGUGUGUACCUCUCACGGACAGAAGUCCUGUAUCCCGGCCAAUGGGCACGACUCCGGACGGAUCCGCACGUGCGCAAUCGUGGGCAGUGGUGGCAUCCUAACCGGCAGUCUUUGCGGCACUAACAUCGACGCCAACGAAUACGUCAUACGAUUCAACCUCGCUCCCACGGUUGGCUUUGAGCAAGAUGUCGGCAACAAAGCAAAUCUAACGAUCUUGAACAAGGAAAUAUUAGACAGAGUCAAAGCAAGCUUGAAAUCUAAAGACUCGGAAGGCUUUGCAAGUAGAUUAAAGCAAAUGAAGACCAGUAUUUUCCUUUACGCAAAAGGGAGACGCACAGACCUUUUUAGGAGCUUGUUACAGUUAGCAUGGGCAUCUAAUAUCUCAAUAACCCUUGAUUACAUCGAAGCGCACUAUCUCACCGCAAAAAUCAUCAUGAAAAUAUUCCCGCGAUAUGACCGAGACUUUGACAGCUACGUGACUACAGGGCUUAUAGGAGUCGUCUUGGCUACAACACUUUGCAACAAGAUCACCCUCUACGGAUUCUAUCCCUUUAACACAGACCCACUAACGGGGAGGAAUCUUUCCUAUCACUACUAUCUAAACAUUGACGGGAAUCUAGGGGAGCCAAACAACAAGGUACAUGAUUACAAGACGGAGUACAAACUGCUGCGGGCGUUGGAGAAGAGACGCCUGCUCACGCUAGUGAAAGAACCCUGUCAUAGGCAACAUGUCCAACGGAACAUACGUUAG